Pundamilia nyererei is the source of this 3113-nucleotide messenger RNA. It is a transcript of the gene cilk1, whose product is annotated as ciliogenesis associated kinase 1. Gene Ontology annotation, molecular function: protein kinase activity; ATP binding. Lineage: Eukaryota; Metazoa; Chordata; Actinopteri; Cichliformes; Cichlidae. Gene Ontology annotation, biological process: protein phosphorylation. The record is from RefSeq and is a predicted model, not a curated record. The coding region runs from base 548 to 2497 and encodes 649 amino acids. The transcript is spliced from 14 exons.
GCGUGGACUAAACACAGUAAAAGCCCUUCUUUAAAUAGUCCGCACUCCUUAAAAGCGAUAUAGAUACAUAAAAGCUGGUGUUUACGCUCCAGCAUCUUUACGACGGGAUGAGAGGAGGACUGCUGUGAUUUGUUGAAAUUAAACCGCAGGGUCUUUUCACAGCAACGCGAGAUCUUGAUAAUCUCUGUGAGGAAGGAAGGAGGGAAGGAAGGGAGGAAGGGGCCUAGCUGGAGAUUUAUUUACGGUGUGUGUUGGGCACACUGGUUGCGGCUAUUCGGAGUGUAACGGUAACAGUUAGCGGGCUAAUGGAGUAAGCCAUUUGUUUACCAUCGACUACGAAUGACUGGCUAUGAACUGUUGGCGGUUUGACGCGAGGAGGCUCAAAGGACAGAAGUCCAUGACACAAUGAGUCCUCCACCUCUGCCUGUAGUCUUCUGCUGUUGUCACAGGAAAAUCUGGUUGCAUUCAGCAGUAGGAGGCGAACAAAUCUCUGUUUUCCACCCCGUUAUUAUCUGUCCCCUGACAAUGCUACGGAAGGACAAGCAUAAUGAAUAGAUACACUACCAUCAGACAGCUCGGGGAUGGCACCUACGGCUCAGUCAUCCUCGGCCGCAGUCUGGAGUCGGGGGAACUAGUUGCCAUUAAGAAAAUGAAAAGGAAGUUCUACUCCUGGGAAGAAUGCAUGAACCUCCGUGAAGUGAAGUCCUUAAAGAAGCUGAACCAUGCUAACGUGAUCAAGCUUAAGGAGGUAAUUCGGGAAAAUGAUCACCUCUACUUUAUAUUUGAGUACAUGAAGGAGAAUUUGUACCAGCUCAUGAAAGACAGGACACGGUUAUUUCCUGAAUCUACUGUAAGAAAUAUCAUGUUUCAGAUACUUCAGGGGCUCGCCUUCAUUCAUAAACAUGGUUUUUUCCACAGGGAUAUGAAGCCAGAGAAUCUUCUGUGCAUGGGCCCAGAGCUGGUGAAAAUAGCUGACUUUGGGCUUGCCCGAGAGAUCAGAUCUCGACCGCCUUACACGGAUUAUGUUUCAACUAGAUGGUACCGAGCUCCAGAGGUGCUCCUCAGAUCCACAUCCUACAGUUCACCUAUAGACCAGUGGGCAGUUGGCUGCAUUAUGGCAGAGCUGUAUACCCUCAGGCCUCUUUUCCCAGGAUCCAGUGAAGUAGACACCAUAUUCAAGAUUUGCCAAGUCUUGGGUACACCAAAGAAGAAUGAUUGGCCCGAGGGAUAUCAGCUGGCCAGUGCUAUGAAUUUCCGUUGGCCUCAGUGUGUUCCCAGUAAUCUGAAGACACUGAUCCCAAAUGCAAGUCCUGAAGCCAUCCAUCUGAUGACCGACCUGCUACAGUGGGAUCCCAAGAAGAGACCAGCGUCUGCCCAGGCUCUCAGGUAUUCGUACUUCCAUGUUGGCCAAGCUUUGGGGACGCCUCAGCAGAUCUUGGAGCAGGGCAGGCCUCAGCCGAGCCGUGUGCCAAUGCAGACUCCUUUACAGUCUCAACAGAUGUUGCAGCAGCAGCCUCUGCUGCUUAAGCCUGUGCCCCCCUCCCAGCCUCCUCCUCCCAACCAACACUGCUCGCCCUCCAGGCCUCUUCAGCAGGUCCAGCACUCCCCUGCAUCGGCAGCCGCCCAGGCUGCAGCGUACCAGCGGCACACAGAGCUGGUGCGAGAGCAGCAGCAGCCAAAGCACAUCCUGAAGCAGGAGCAGACUGAGGGAACGCCGCAGAGCCAUCUUCCUUACAUCGUUGACAAGACUCUCCAGUGCAAGCAAACGAGGCAGGAGCCAGAAAAUGCAAACCUGCUGAGCUAUCAGUUGAAACCUAAAGGAGGAGGAGGGCGGCGGCGGUGGGGCCACGGCACAGGGCACCUCAAGGGUGACGACUGGGACGACUACGAAGAAACUGAUCUGACGUCUAUAAGUAUUCUUGGGAAAAGUAACUUCUCCACACAGAAGUCGAGGCAGGGAGAGGGCACGCCGAGCAGAUAUGGAAAUAUUCUGGAUUUUAGCCGACCCACUGGAAAUGAAGAUGCACCUUUAAACCUGAACAAGACUGCAUCCUAUCAAGAGCCAUCAAGAACUGCCUCUGCUAAGCAACAUUACUUGAGGCAGUCGAGAUAUUUACCUGGCAUUAGUACAAAGAAGAACGUGGCCAUAAAUGCCAGUAAAGACUUCACUGGAAGCCAUCUUUGGGGCAGCAGUAGUAUUCCAUUCGGAGGGACUCUGCCGAGUAGAGGCGCUCACGGCACAAAUACAAUCCCAGGUGGAUACAUGCCAUCUUUUUACAAAAAAGACAGCGGCUCUGCCGGUCACAGAGGGCAUCAGGGUCCUUCAGUGGAGACAACAGCAUCAAAUUAUGCAACGUGGCGGUCUGGCCGGAGCCAGAUGAACACGUCUGCCAACAUGCCAUCGACCAACAAAAGCACCCCGGGUCUGCUGCCUCGCCCGCCGCUGCAGACUAUUCAUGGGCGAACGGACUGGUCUGCCAAAUACGGACACCGCUAGUGGCCUCGCCCCUGAGCUCCGAUCUGUGCCCUAAGAACUGUUUCUCUCCAAAGAGUAGGCAUAGUCGUUUUAUAAUCAAAAUGUGUACAUAAAUCUUACACAGCAAUAAAUUCAGUUUUGUCGUGCGUACCAUGGAUGUUGUGAUAUGUAAAAUAUUUAAGUAAACAGGUAGAAUGCAACCUGCCAAAAUGUGAGCCCAGAUUUGCUCAUCAGUGUUUUAUUUUGUAUUUCUGGAGCUGAACGUAUGUCCUGCGGAGGUUGCAUUCGCAGUUUUGUAUCAUAUCUGUUGUUUACCACAUGUACACAUUAUAUGCAUACUGUAACUAUUCACUGUGACUUUUUUUGGCUGACAAGUUACUUUGCCUCUGUACAGUAGUAAUGUUUUUCUUUUUACAUGAUUAUUCUUUUGUUUUACAGUGAUUGCAUUUCCAAUCAGGUAGCUGUCAUUUAUGUGUUAUCUCCUUCUCUAUGUCACUGAAUUUUAAUGCAAUUCAAGGGGUUGUGACAUUGUAUAGAUCCGUUUCUGUUCAGUAACACAUUUAACCCCUCUCGGCCAAACUGAGUGUAAUUAUUGAAAUGCAGGUUAUCAAGUACAAUUAAACUUUUUGACUGGGUA